AUGGACAGCCAGGACGGGAAGGUGGUGGUGUGCGGCAACAGCGCCGGGUUUGUGAAGUGUGGAUAUGCAGGCUCUAACUUUACAGAACACAUCAUCCCAGCUUUGGUUGGAAGACCUGUUACCAGAUCAACCACCAAAGUGGGAAACAUUGAACAAGGAUCUUACGAUUUGAUUGUGGAGAGCAUAUCUGACGACGAGGAUUUUGCAGAUGAGGAGGUGGCAAGCAGGCCCUGCCCUCCCCCAGUUGUAGUCCCAAGCUCGCUCAUUGGACAGGAUAGACUGGGCACCCAGGCCUCAGGGCAGUGGCUGGGGGAGCGUCAGGAGGGCGUGGAUGAAAGCUCAGAAUCCAGCUUGUGGGUCCUAGCUCUAGACUUCCCGACUCCCAGGUUCCCCAAAAGCCCCUCACCAGCCAUCAGCUGCUCCCCCUGUCUUGCCCGUUGGGUCCUGGGGGUGAUGGCUCUGCGGUCGCCUGCCCAGAGAGUGCACCACUCCCCAUGCUGCCCCCCACCUGGCUACACCCUGAAAAAUGUACCUUACCAAACCGUCCCACAUGCGCAGCCUGAGAAGUGGACUGUGCCUUGCUGGCAGCAGACCAACCAGCUGCCUAGCCCUGCUCAACUCUGCUUCUGCACCCCUAUAACUCCCUGUCAACGCUGGCCCACACCUGACCAGCCAGCCAGCACCCAGAAGGGGGCCCAGCUUCCAGAGAGGAGGGCGCUGGCCAGGGUGCUGACCGAGGUGGCAGACACAGCCAACCAGCCCGUCCCUCAGCGCUCCCUCUGCAGGCCUCCAUCCUGUUCCCACUGCACAGAACUCGGCGGGGAGACCCAAAGCGACUUUCGGUCCCCAAGGCGCCCGCCCGAUCCCUACAAUGAAGAGGGCGUCUGCUGGAGGUUAGUGUCCGUGGUGGGGGCCUGGGCUGGCAGUCAGGCCCUUGGAUGGGGAAACAGGCAGGUUAGUGGGAGCCUAGAAGAGGCGGAUGGGGCAGGUGGAGCCAUAGAGAUUCCUGUUCCUGAGGCCACGGUGCCAGGUGUGGCCCCCGUGGGUGCUGACUGGCGGCUGUGGGCAGGGUGGCAGGUGGGCAGUGGUGAGAAUGCCUUCUCCUUACAGGUUCCAGGCCCUGAUUUCCUGACCCUGGGGGACGACAACAUCCGUAGCCUGAACUUUGUGUCUGAGCGGAGCCUGGACCUCCCUGACUAUGGGCCCAGGGACCUGCACACAGCCUACCAGCCAUCCCCGUCAUUCAGCACCUCUGAUGCCUUCUGCACUUUGUGCUCCCUGAGCCUCAAGGCCUCAAGCUGGCGGGGUGGGGACCACGUCGCUCUGCAGCCCCUGCGCUCCAAGGGUGGACCCCCCCAUGCCCCACUGUAGCAUCUUUGCCCCCAUGCACUGCCCAACGGCAACAGCAGCCUGUCCUAUGAUAGCGUGCUCAACCCUGACCCACCUGGUGGCCAUGCCUGCCCCGCCCAUCCAGCAGUUGGCAUGGCCAGAUACCACUGACCCUACCUGCACCCUAGGGCAACAGGUGACCCACCACGGCCCCUGCCCCGCAGCUUCAGCCCCAUGCUGGGCCGCCGGCCCCCGGAGCCCUCACCUGUGCACUACAACAACCUGUCCAGGGCCAUCAUGGCAUCCAUCCAGGAGCACAAGGACAGGGAGGAGCAUGAGUGCCUGCUGCGCUCCCAGGCCAACUCACUCUUCGGCGACUUGGGCGUCUAUGACGCGCCCAGCUUCUACACCCUGCAGCAGGCCAGUGUGCCGUGCCAGGGCCCCCGAGGUUCCGCGCUGCGUUACAGCUCCAGAGAGGACCCUGUGGCUGGGCCUGGCUUCGGCGGUGCCCGCAACCCUGCCCUGCAGACAUCACUGUCCUUGCUGUCCAGCUCCGUGAGCCGUGCACCUCGAAUGUCGUCCUCCCUGCAGGCUGAUAAGGCCAGCAGCCAUGCCCUGGGGCCCCGGUUCAGCAGUGACUCACACAGGUCAGUCACACUCCAGGGCCUGCCCUCCCUGACAGGCACUCCUGACUCACCGUCCUACGUGGGCCCCAGAGCUGUCGCUUUCAUCCACAUGGACCUCCCAGAGCCACCGCCCUCACUGGCUGUGCAGAGGGACCACCCUCAGGUGAAGACUCCCCCAGGUAAGCUUAAUGGGCAGUCCCCGGGCCUGGCCCGGCUGGGACCUACCACCGGCCCCCCAGGGCCCUCUGCCAGCCCUACACAGCACACGCUGAUUAAGAAGGUGUCCGGCGUGGGUGGGACCACGUACGAGAUCUCGGUGUGAGGACUGACCACCACCCAUCUGCUGUGGUGCCACGGGGACCAGGACCCCGCAGCGCAUCCCCCUCCCCACCAACUUCUCUGCCCCAGGAACACGAGGCCACCCUAGCCUGGUAUGGACCCAUCAGCGGGAGAGAGUGCCACGCCUCCACACCUUGCCCCAGGCGCCCUGCCUGCCCGUCCACUCAUCUGGCCAUGGGGAAGUUGGCUCACUGGGACAAGGGCCGCUGGGCUGGUCUGUGUCUGGGCCUGUCCCAUGGCUAGGGCAGUGAGGGGGGCCUAGUCAGCCUCUUUGGGGCACCCUCUCUCAGCCAGGCUUGGCCCACUCCCAUCACCCAUGCACCCCAGAUCAUUGCCAGGCCAGCCCCCAACGGUCCCUUUACGGCCGGGUCCCAGGGAUGGACAGAGGCAUCCAGGGCCUCCGCUGUCCUUCCGACACAGCCUGUGGGCUCCCGGACCGAGUGUCCCCGCCAGGCUACUCCUAACUAACGCGUUGCCUUUCAUGGACCCCGCUGGGAGCUCGUAGCUUGGCAAGGCUUAUGCUUCUGCUCUGGCCUGUUCUGGGUGGUGGUGGAUAGGUGGACAGAUGGCCAGCCAUGUGUCAGUGUUCCAGCUGCCACUGUCCCUUUCAUCAAAGCCUCAACCUUUGCUUUAUGCUCUUGUGGGAAGUGACGGGGCAGACGGGAGCAGACACAGGGAUGAUGCUGCCACGGGGCCUGUGACACCCAGAGCCCCCUCCCCAGCCCUCAGGCCCUCCCUGCCAAACUGGAGAACCCUGCCCCAAGGCAUGCCACGUCCCCAGCCCUGGCCUGGCUGUGGUGCUCACGCCAUGGGAAAGCACACUGGGGAGGGGUUCGUGCUUCCUUUGGUGUCAGGGACCUGAGAAUAAGCACAACGACAGCAUCCACCUGCGUUGUGUCUGUUUUAUGUUUUUAUAUCUACAUCUAUAUAUCUAUAAUUUUAUU
Molecule: messenger RNA, 3238 nt
Organism: Mandrillus leucophaeus (drill)
Lineage: Eukaryota; Metazoa; Chordata; Mammalia; Primates; Cercopithecidae
Product: probable palmitoyltransferase ZDHHC8
Source: RefSeq, a predicted model, not a curated record